Molecule: messenger RNA, 2179 nt
Organism: Triplophysa dalaica
Lineage: Eukaryota; Metazoa; Chordata; Actinopteri; Cypriniformes; Nemacheilidae
Gene: pstpip1a
Product: proline-serine-threonine phosphatase interacting protein 1a
Exons: 15
Coding region: 138-1412 (424 amino acids)
Biological process (GO): actin filament polymerization
Cellular component (GO): cytoplasm; plasma membrane; actin filament
Molecular function (GO): actin filament binding
Source: RefSeq, a predicted model, not a curated record
GUCAAACCUGAGCACCACAACUGCCCUGUGCAACUUCUGGUUUCUUGUAUAUGGCAUUGUCUUACUUUCUAUCUACAUUUCUUUGUUGUUCCUUCUGUGGGCCGGUCACCAAUCUACUGUUGUGAAUAACAGUCAGAAUGACACCUUUACUCUUUAAAGAUGCAUUUUGGGGCUCAGAUUUUACCAGUAACAGUGGAUAUGAUAAUCUUAUCCAGAGACUAUAUGAUGGACGACGUGCUUGCAAAGAUAUGGAGGAGCUCUUAAAAAUGAGAGCGAUGGCAGAGGAACGGUAUGGCAAAGAACUUAUUGCUAUUGCACGCAAAACAGGAGGUCAAAGUGAAAUUAGUACUUUGAAGGCAUCAUUUGACCAACUAAAAACUCAAAUGGAGAACAUUGGGAAUUUGCACAUUCAGCUGUCUGGAAUGUUACGGGAGGAGGCGAAACGUAUGGAACAGUUCAGAGAACGACAGAAGGAACAGAGAAAGAAGUUUGAGGGUGUCAUGGAAAAAGUUCAGAAGAUGAAGGUGUCAUUAUAUAAGAAAACCAUGGAUUCGAAGCGGACAUAUGAUCAGAGAUGCAGAGAGGCUGAUGAAGCUGAAAUGACUGCCGAAAAACUCAACAGUACACCCACCGUAACCCCCAAACAAUCUGAAAGGAUUCAAACCAAAGCAAAACAGUGUAGAGAGGCCGCCACAGAUGCAGAGAAGCAGUACAUUUCAAACAUUGAGCAGUUGGAUAAGAUCCGUCAGGAAUGGGAGACGUCACAUGAAUGCACAUGUGAGGUCUUCCAGCAGCAAGAAGAUGAUCGCAUUAACAUUCUGAGAAAUGCUAUUUGGGUCCAUUGUAACCACUUCUCCAUGCAAUGCGUAAAAGAUGAUGAGUGUUAUGAGGAAGUAAGGUCGACUCUAGAAAUGUGUGACAUUACUGAGGAUAUCAACUGUUUCAUUAAAAUGAAAGGCACGGGCACCAGUCCUCCAGCACCCAUUGUGUUCGAGAACUACUAUGAUAAAGCAACCACAGCAGACAGCAAUGGCAUGGCUCGCUUUGGAGGAGGUGUGAUGAAGAGGUGUGUUUUCUUCCACUGGUUUUCGAGUCUCUUGCAAGGCAACUGCGCUAUCGGUACAAGGAAUAGUACUCUUGAGUGCACUCCUUCAUCAGCGCCACCCUGUGACAACGCAGAUGGGGUGUAUGCGUCCAUACCUGGAUUUCAACCACAAACUCCAAACGAUAAUGCCUCUCAAAGUGAAAAAUACCAGGCUCUGUAUGACUACAAUGCUCAGGGCCCUGAUGAGUUCUCCAUCUCUGUGGGGGAAGUGGUACUUGUGGUGCAGCAGGGAGAAGAUGGCUGGUGGGUGGUGGAGAGGAACGGACAGACUGGACUGGUGCCAGGUUCCUAUCUGGCCAAGAUCUGAAUCCAGAGCCGGAGCUGUAGCGGUCCACAGAACACUGGAAAAUCUCUCGCUGUCCUAAUACGCCCUUUAAUAACAGAGUGCUUAGGAGGAUUUAUUUUAGCUGAUCAGCAUUUUGCAGUAACACACCCAUAUGGGUCACAGAAAUCUAACAUCAGCUGUAAUACAGUGACAUUUAAAUAUUCAUUAUACUUUGCUAUCAUUGUUAUUUUGAUAGGGAUUUAUAUUUAUUGUAACAAUUAUUUAUUGUAAAUAACACCAUGCGAAUGUAUGACAACUUUCCUCUAGGCACUACGGACUUGCCAUGAUUUUAGUUUGGAGAGAAGACACUUAUGCUGCACAUGCAUGUUUUUACUGUAUAGAUAUCUUUACAGAAUUCAAAAUUACGACUAUGUUUUGAAAGUUAAUCAAAGAGACAAAAGUAAUAUAAAACAGGACUUCUUGGUAGGAUAAGUUUUUGUUCACAAUUGUAUCAUCCAUUGAUUGCUGAGUUCAGCAGUUUUUCAUUUAUCAUUUGGGUGGCAUAACCAAGCCGUGUAAUGAUUGUUCCCUUUAUGUUGCCAUGGACUUAAUAUGACAAUGAAUGUGACCCUCCCAGUGAAAACCCACAUGUAAAGUUAAUUGACCGUUUUUUUCAUAAAAUCAUUUCACAUAAUCUUCAAUUUUGAGUAAACCAUGUCAAAGAUUGAGGGGAAUGUUUAGGAUGCCAAUGUUCAAAAUGUCUGUGCGAAAUAAACGUAGUGUGAAUAAAAUCAUUCGUUUCACAGUGA